This is a messenger RNA of Sinocyclocheilus anshuiensis, 1278 nucleotides long. Its product is annotated as GTP-binding protein SAR1b-like. Gene Ontology annotation, molecular function: GTPase activity; GTP binding. The record is from RefSeq and is a predicted model, not a curated record. Gene Ontology annotation, biological process: intracellular protein transport. The coding region runs from base 79 to 675 and encodes 198 amino acids. Lineage: Eukaryota; Metazoa; Chordata; Actinopteri; Cypriniformes; Cyprinidae. The transcript has 7 exons.
UGCUAUUCCCUCGUCCAGCUGCGUUGGAAAGAGCUGCACUCAUCUGUACACACGCUCGAGAAGUUCCACGGCCUGGAUAUGUCCUUCAUAUUUGAUUGGAUUUAUAGUGGUUUCAGUAGCGUUCUGCAGUUCCUGGGGCUGUACAAGAAGUCUGGCAAGUUAGUAUUCCUCGGUCUGGACAAUGCUGGCAAAACGACGCUGCUGCAUAUGCUCAAAGACGACAGACUGGGUCAGCAUGUGCCAACCUUACACCCCACCUCAGAGGAGCUGACGAUUGCUGGCAUGACCUUCACCACGUUCGAUCUGGGUGGCCACGCUCAGGCUCGACGAGUGUGGAAGAACUACCUCCCAGCCAUCAACGGCAUCGUCUUCCUGGUGGACUGCGCCGAUCUCAUCAGACUGGCCGAGUCCAAAACAGAGCUUGAUGCACUAAUGACAGAUGAAACCAUCGGAAACGUGCCUAUCUUGAUCCUCGGCAACAAGAUCGACAAACCUGAAGCCAUUAGUGAGGAGAAACUGCGCGAGAUCUUUGGCCUGUACGGUCAGACGACGGGAAAGGGCAACGUUCCUCUCAAAGAGCUGAACACGAGACCCCUGGAGGUGUUCAUGUGCAGCGUGCUGAAGAGACAGGGCUACGGCGAGGGCUUCCGCUGGCUCUCACAGUACAUCGAUUAGAGGAAGAGGAAGAAACACACGACUCGACUCCCACAGACUGAUAUCAUUCAGUUCAUCAACUCUUUUCUCACAUUAUUUCUUACGAAAACUGAUUCUGUGGAUGUGGUAAACUCCAAACAAUGCAUCUUUGCGUUCACGUCAGUUUUAUUUACGCUCUAAUUUGAUGUUUUUUCUGUCUGUUUAUCUGUAAAUGAUUCUACAUGUGUACUGAUAACACCACUUCAGAAAGAGCUGAUAGAAGUGUACACCGCUUCACAUCACAUACUUCAAACAGGAAGUGCUUUGACUUCUCUCCAGUGUUUCAUUUCCUGUCAUGAGGCCGCAGUCCUCGGGCUUUAACAUGAAGUCGUGACCGUCUGCUGAAGUGGCCGUGUUGAAUUGCAUAUGUUUUCUGUUGUCCCCAAAAAAUUAAAACAAUUGUACUGCCACAUUCAGAAACUCAUUCCCAAAGCUACUGUAAACUGAUCGAGACCAAUACUUGUUUUUCUUUUUUAAUAUGAUUUGGUAUUGAAGAAACCUCAGAGUAAUGGGCGAGGAUCAUUACAAGUGUCUCAGUUGAGCGAGAGAAGCAUGCCUUUCACACAAACACAGAUUAUUAUUCUA